ACGGGGCGGAUACACGUCAUGUCACAUAUGUAAAAGCUAAUCAUUUAACUUGUUCAAAAUCUAGAUCCUUUCAAAGUUACAAAAGUGAACGUAAAAUGCUGCGCGAGCACAGUCGAACGUUGGACCUUUUGGCGGCUACCAAAAAUAUAAAUUUCGUAAUGAUAUCGAGACUAGUGGUUUUAUUUUUGUUAUGUUGGAGGGUAGGGGGUUUCCCUGAUGGGGCGCCGAUAGACGCAUGCGUCAAGGAUCGUGCAAAUCAGCCGAAUCACGGCCAGCACAGGACACAGCCGUUGUCAACAAUACCCUACAGAUUUGUCGCAUCUUCAGCUAUGUAUCGUCCUGGAAUGCGCAUCACUGUAUCAAUUGAAGGAGUAGAUACCUUCAAGGGUUUCUUCAUUCAAGCACGUUCAGUGGAAACAAAUGACUGGAUUGGGGCUUGGGAGAAGACACCCAACACAACUGUGCACCCUGAAUGCUCGUCUGUGACACACGCCGAUCCACGAGACAAAUCUAGGGCUACACUUGUAUGGCGUUCACCGCAGCAUUCUCAUGGCAGAGUGUAUUUCACGGGAACGAUUUUAAAGAACUAUGGAACAUUUUGGUCCAAUCUAAUUGCCGACGCACCACAAGAUCCUGCCGAUUUACAAAUUAUUGGCUAAAAGAUAAUUAAGAUUUUUGUAUUCUUAUUAAGCUGUGAAAUGUAUA
Molecule: messenger RNA, 705 nt
Organism: Pieris brassicae (large cabbage white)
Lineage: Eukaryota; Metazoa; Arthropoda; Insecta; Lepidoptera; Pieridae
Product: putative defense protein 3
Exons: 3
Coding region: 96-659 (187 amino acids)
Molecular function (GO): oxidoreductase activity, acting on metal ions
Source: RefSeq, a predicted model, not a curated record